This is a messenger RNA of Entrophospora sp. SA101, 252 nucleotides long. Lineage: Eukaryota; Fungi; Glomeromycota; Glomeromycetes; Entrophosporales; Entrophosporaceae. The record is from the annotation of a GenBank genome assembly.
AUGAAAGAAAAAAAUUUAAAACGUGGGAAUAAAACCAAAAUCACUCGAGGAUGUUCUGAAGAGGAAGAAGUUGAAAACAAUAUUGGUAACGGUGGAAUAAAUUUUCGUUGUGUAUGUGAGAAACCACUUUUUAAUACUGCAAUGAUUCAAUGCUGGGGAUGUAAUUGUUGGCAACAUUGUGUUUGCGUUGGAAUUUACGGUUCAUACCCUGGAGAAUAUUAUUGUUCGGAAUGUCGAGCCGAAGGAUUUUGA